AUGGAAGGUGAAUCCGAAGAUUCAAAUAUGGAUGUGUGUGAGAUCGAAGAAGAACAAGAAAAUUUACCACCAACAACUUCUACACAAACAAAAACAUCAAUUCAUUGUAAAUCUAAGAAAAAAAAGGUGUUUUUAAAAAAGAUAGGUUAAGUGCUGAUGCAUUUUCAUCAUGGUUACAAGAAGUAAAAAACGACUGUACACAAGCUCGAUGUAAAGCUUGUUUAAAAGCAUUUGGUGUACAUCAUGACGGUAAAACAGCAAUAAAAAACAUAUGAAUACUGCUUCUCAUCAAACAUGUAUGAAAUUAUUUGAAACAAACUCACUGAUUCCCUUAUAUGUACCUUGAGGGUGUGGGUGUGGGUGUAGGUGUGGGUGGGUGUCGGUGUGGGUGUGGGUGUAGGUGUGGGUCGGUGUGGGUGUGGGUGUGAGGGUGUGGGUGUGGGUGUGGGUGUGGGUGUGGGUGUGGGUGUG
This is a messenger RNA of Rotaria sp. Silwood1, 471 nucleotides long. Lineage: Eukaryota; Metazoa; Rotifera; Eurotatoria; Philodinida; Philodinidae. The record is from the annotation of a GenBank genome assembly.